This is a messenger RNA of Bipolaris oryzae ATCC 44560, 1875 nucleotides long. RefSeq lists its product as uncharacterized. Gene Ontology annotation, molecular function: DNA binding; DNA-binding transcription factor activity, RNA polymerase II-specific; zinc ion binding. The record is from RefSeq and is a predicted model, not a curated record. The annotation marks the transcript as partial. The transcript has 5 exons. Gene Ontology annotation, biological process: regulation of DNA-templated transcription; DNA-templated transcription. Lineage: Eukaryota; Fungi; Ascomycota; Dothideomycetes; Pleosporales; Pleosporaceae.
AUGGGCGAAGUACCAUUCCAGAAAAAUCGUGCUGUACAACACCAGACUUCAGGCGAGAGCAUUAUCACGCGGAAAAAACAACUACCACGAUUGCAACGCCAGUCCCUUUCCUGUACAAAGUGUCGAGAGCGAAAGGUGAAGUGCGACCGCACGAAACCGUGUUCAGCAUGUUGUGUUCGUGGUCUUCCCCGUGACUGUCACUUCAUAACUGAGGACGGAAAUUUCACCCCAAUUCAACAAAGUUACGAACUCCGUAAGCUUCGAGCCGAGAAUGUCCAACUCAAAGAGCGAUUUCGCGCACUCGGUAUACCGAUUUACAGUGAGGAAUCUCAUCACACCUUGCCUCUAGGUUCACACACCGACAAUGGGCUUAGCCCGGCGGUGAAACGGCGCUCUAUGAAGCAAACUCGAUGUCAAGAAUCUGAGUGGCAAGAAAGCAUAUUCUUUGGCGCACCCGGAUUGGCUACUGUCAUCAGUGAUUUUAGUUCGGUCAACCUUGACAACCCGACGACAUUGACACACAUAAUACCACAUCCCAGGGACAUAUUCAUCUCGGAAAAUACUCCGGCGUAUGCCUUUGCCACGCUCUUCAGUGCCUCUUCUGACGAAUGCAUUCCGCAACUGCUUAGUUGUCUCCCCGCAAAACAUGAGUUCUCAGAGUACAUGGACGUAUUUGAACAAGUUGUGAGCAUACAUAUCCCUGCAGAAUUAUCAAGACUCGAGAUAGAGCGCUUUCUAUUAGAUGCUGAGAGUCACUCUUACUCCUGUCCAAGUAUGCUGGCAUUGAUUCUCGCAGUCAUUGCUCUUGGCGCGCAGCACUUCAUAUGGAGAAAGAAUGGCAGUUGCGAUGUCGCCAAAAUGGACGCAGAGGCACAGAAAGGCAACGUAUACAUUGCCGCAUCAAUGCAGGCAUUACGGUUAGCUUCGUUUAUGCAUAAGCCGUCUCUCGUAGCCGUCCAAACACUCAUAUUGAUCGGAAAGUACUUGGCCAAUAGCGGAAGAAUCUUGGACGCAUUCAUACUCUUCGGUACCACUAUCAUAUUGGCUCAUUCUAUCGGUCUGCAUUGCAAUCCGAAACAUCUCACAUCCUGCUCUCUAACCGAGGCGGCGGUCGCAACGCGUCAAAAGAUCUGGUGGUACAUGCUCCGAAUUGACGAGGAGUAUUCCAUGACAUUUGGACGGCCACUUGGAAUCAGCAGCAUUGGCACUUGCUGCUGGCCACAGGAGCUCACAACAGACCCAAAUGUAUUGCGGCUCGGAGAAUUCAUAAUGCAGUUUACCGUACUUGCUAGGCAGGUUCUUCGCAGCAAUCGACUGACUGAUUCUCAGAUCGAUGAUUUCACAAAGGCGCUUUACAGAUUAUUGGAUACGAUACCUGAAACACUCCAAUUCGAUCCGGCCUGGACUGAUGCGGAAAGCACACCGUCACAAGGCCUCUUGCCACUCAGGACCGUAGCGACCGUACAACAAGCUUUUAACAGCUCCAUGCUCCUCGUAUUCGAUGCGAUAGAACACCAGAGAAUUACCGAUGGCGUCCUGAAGGCCGAGCAAACUUUAUCGAUAUUCAAAGACCUUGAGGCAAAAACGAUGCACAAGCUCGCGCGGAUAGCAGUUGAAAAGAUUAGCCGGAGCCUCCAGACGCUACAUAACAUCGUUGCACAAUCGCCGUACAGCAAUCCUCAAAAGCCCGAUUGGAAAGAAAACCACACUGCUGGGUACGGAGCUGAGAAAGACGGGGUAUCACAGGGCUGGGCUGGGAUCGAAAGCGUUAUGGGUGACACUGGCAUGCAGCUGUUGGAGACCUACGAUCUACGAACAUCAUCGCAAGAGACUUUUACUCCUAUAAACUGGGGUAUACCUGGUUCACGAACGGAC